Molecule: messenger RNA, 1694 nt
Organism: Phialemonium atrogriseum
Lineage: Eukaryota; Fungi; Ascomycota; Sordariomycetes; Cephalothecales; Cephalothecaceae
Product: phenylacetyl ligase
Exons: 9
Coding region: 63-1694 (543 amino acids)
Molecular function (GO): CoA-ligase activity
Source: RefSeq, a predicted model, not a curated record
AAAGGGACAACGCCAAACAGAUAGAAACAUAAUUAGUUUCCUCGAAUUUGCCGCAGCACGUUAUGCCUCACUCUGGGCCACGGCUCGCGCCAUACCUAACCAAUGUGUCCGUGUGGAAUUGGCUCUUCGGAUCAAGAAAUGAUACAUCUAGAAGUGGCGGCGAAUCCGGCUCCACCCUUGAACCAUCAAACGAGCGAGGAUUUCGAGAUGCAGACACAGGUGCUUUCCUGUCCUUUCGGAGCCUUAAGAGCCAGGCCAUCUGGCUAUCAACAGCACUGGCACAAUCAUGCGGUCUCAAGGCACAUCAGACAGUAGCCAUUGUCAGCAGCAACUCGAUUUGGCACCCCGUGGCAAUGUUAUCCGCAAACAGGCUCGGAGCUAUUGACCUGGCCUAUUUCUUCCGUACUUCUAAUGCCACCAUUGUCCUCGCAAAUCUGGCCACGUUAGACGAGGUGCAUAAGGCAUGUAAGAUGGUUGAAGGAUCAAGUCAAUGCCACGCAAAUAUUCAGGGCCUGAUCGAUGAUGGCCGGUUGUUGGAUUCGACAGGAGGCGUCCAACCUGAGUGGAAACCCGCCGAGAGCGACUCAACCACCUGUGCCUUUCUCUCUUUCACCUCAGGGACGACGGGGCGGCCAAAGGCGGUCAUGAUAUCGCAUACUAACAUCAUCGCACAACUCUGCCAAGUGCGGCAGCUGACACCCCCGAAUAGACACCGCACAGUCCUUGGAAUCCUUCCAUUCUACCAUAUAACCGGCCUUGUUCACCUCCUUCACCUGCCCAUUGUUCUGGGAUAUGACAUGGUCGUAAUGGCCAGGUUCGAUAUGCGGAAAAUGAUGGACACAAUUGUCCAGUACCGCUGCAACGAGUUGUGGCUAGUUCCACCACUACUCAUCCGGCUCCUCAACGAUCCGGCUGCGCAAGGGUACGACUUGUCGUUCCUGGAGCAGUUCAACACGGGUGCGGCGCCAUUGGCCGAGGAGGUCAUUGCCAAGCUCUCAGCUCGGUUCCCGCGCGUCGCAAUCCGGCAGGCCUGGGGCAUGACGGAGAGCACGUCGUGUCUAGCGCUUACGCCGCCUCACCUUUGUACAUGGGAGAACGCUGCAAAGGUGGGGAAGAUUGUCUCCGGAACGGAGAUCCGGAUCGUGGAUCCAGCUACCGGGAAUGAGGUUGCCGCGGGCCACGCUGGAGAGAUCUGGGCGCGUGGGCCGCAGGUUUCCAUGGGGUAUCUGAAUAAUCCAGCCGCAACCGCGGAAACGUAUGGCGAGGAUGGCUAUUUGCGAACUGGGGAUUUGGGAGCCAUAGACGUGGAUGGUUUCAUCACCAUCCAUGAUCGAAUCAAGGAAAUGAUCAAGGUUCGUGGUCACGGCAUCGCACCUGCCGAGCUCGAGGAUUUGCUUCACGGCCACCCCCACGUCAGCGAUGUGGCAAUAGUGGGAAUACCUGACGCCUACUCGGGAGAACUUCCAAGAGCCUUUAUUGUCGUUCGAUCCGGGGUGUCGAAGUGCAGCGAGACGGAGAGAGAACUGAAAGAAUACGUCAAGUCACGCAAGGCUCGGCACAAGUGGCUUGCCGGCGGUAUAGAAUUCCUCGACUCGAUACCGAAGAGCUCCUCUGGCAAGAUCCUGAGGAGAGUGUUGAAGGACCAAUGGAAGGAGAGGGGGGAGGCUGAGAAGCAGAAUAGGGCCAAGUUGUGA